AAAAAAUUUCCGUUCCGCUAGAGCGAUGCUCCCGUGUUUUUAUCAUCCUUUUAUAUUAGCGCGUUUAGGUUGAUCCAUGGGUUUGGCACCCGUUCCUUCCUUGCCACCGGCGCCAUCUUUGCUUCCGUGACCUCGCCCGUCGAUUUUUCUUUUCGGUUGUUUAUUGCAAAACUUGGGCGCAAGAUAGUCUCUGAUUCGUUCGGCUUUACGCGGUCGAGGCGAUUGUUUGGUCUGGUUCUGGAACCUGGGCUGCUCUUGCUCUUGGUGGCGUUAGUUAUUCACGGGUUCUUGAAUCUUUCAGGCGGCCAGGGUGGAACUGCCCCUUGCCCGUGGUUGGUGAGGCGAUUCGUGGUCGGGAGCUUCCGUUUCUCUUCGGAGGUAGGAGUAUGUGAUAAAUUUCUUCCUUAGCUUGGAUUGCUGGCGGGUGUAGUUAGCAUUUAGCCAGUCUCUAGCGAUUUGUGGAACUGACAAUUAGUGGACAAAAUGUGGAGCCAAGAUGGUUGUUUGCUGUGCCGCACCGGGGGUGCUUCUCUCUAGCAAUAUUUUCAUAUUCAUCUGAAGGGCAUAAAUCACAAUGUUAUUCUUUUGACGGACAUUUUGGUGAAGUGGAUCUGACCUACUGUAGGGGAAAGAGCAAAGUACAUUAUCUUGUACAAAUGUGCAUUACGCUACCUUUAUCAUAAACCAAAUCAUCUCUGUUUCUGGGAACAGCAACCAGUAAUUUCCCAUGCAACCUCUUGGUUGAUGGAUGUUCUUCCUGUUGGGUCAGAAAGAGAAAGUCAAACAGAUAGUCACCCUUUACUCAUGGAGCAUGCGAUUGGCAUCCCAAGGCAUGAUGUUGCUUCUACUUCGACACCUCAUCGAGACAAUAAUGAUGGCAUGGAUCAACUGCCCCGUGAUUCAGAAAGUUCUUCUGGAACAACUGAUGCAUCUUACUCUCCGAAUGCUCCUCUAGCAAGGAGAGAUGAUAAUCGCCUUCGGCGUCAGCAAAGUCUAAAUUCUGGCUUCUGGAUAUCAAUUGAACUAGCUGUAAAUCUUAGCCAGAUUAUAGCUGCUAUCUGUGUUCUGUCUGUGUCAAAGAAUGAACAUCCUCAUGCUCCAUUGUUUGAGUGGGUCAUUGGUUAUACAAUAGGCUGCAUUGCAACUCUUCCUCAUCUAUACUGGCGCUAUCUCCAGCGCAACCAGCUGGCCACUGUGCAAGGGUCAAAUCAGAACUACGUUCCAGACAACAGCUUUGAGAGUAGUUCUUUUACUGGGAUUUCGCCCCCUCCUGUGUCUGAAGCUGGUGUUGUAACUGUAUCAAAUGGAGUCUUGAGAAACAAUGUGGUUAUCACAAAUCCAAGGGCCCAAGCUUUUGCUGAUCACUUCAAGAUGGCGCUGGACUGCUUCUUCGCUGUAUGGUUUGUUGUGGGAAAUGUGUGGGUGUUUGGUGGACAUUCUUCCGCCCAUGACGCACCCAACCUGUACAGGUUGUGCAUAGCCUUCCUCACUUUCAGCUGCAUUGGCUAUGCGAUGCCCUUCAUCCUCUGCGCGCUGAUAUGCUGCUGCUUACCCUGCAUAAUCUCCCUGAUGGGCUUCCGGGAAGAUCUGGACGAAAACAGAGGUGCUACUUCGGAUGCGAUCAACGCCCUGGGCACAUACAGGUUCAGGUCAAAGAAGCCUCGUAACGGGGAGGCAAACGAAGGUGGCGGUGGAGUCUUUGCUCCUGGAACGGACAAGGAACGCGCUGUUUCUGCUGAAGACGCCGUUUGCUGUAUCUGCUUGGCGAGGUACGUGGAUAACGAUGAUCUCCGGUUGCUCCCUUGCGGGCACUUCUUCCACAAGGACUGUGUCGACAAAUGGCUCAAGAUAAAUGCGCUGUGCCCACUCUGCAAAGCUGAGAUCGACGUCGUCCCGAGGACCGCUCCUCCAGCCAUUGGCUUUGGGCGCCGCGACAGCCACAGGAGGGUAGGAAACGACAUUGAAUCACAACGGCUUCCAUGAUGUAUAGUGAGACAGCAACUUGCCUUGGGCGUGUGUGUGGCUUCCAGAAGAGCACCUUGUAAAUUAUAUAGUGAGAGAGAGAAAGAGAUUAUGUCAUGGACCAACGAGUCCUUACAUGAUCCAGCAAGUAAUCGCCUGACUGAAAAAUGUGUCGUUGUUGUCAAUAUGUGUGAAUGUGUCCCUGUAGCUGUAGCUUUGUUCACUCCAAAAUGUACCUUGUCAUAGCUACCGUGACGUCAAUUAACUAAUCUAUUUUAUAAAGUAAAGUCUAAUUUUUUA
This is a messenger RNA of Zea mays, 2262 nucleotides long. RefSeq names its product putative RING zinc finger domain superfamily protein. The record is from RefSeq and is a predicted model, not a curated record. The transcript is spliced from 5 exons. NCBI's taxonomy places the organism in Eukaryota, Viridiplantae, Streptophyta, Magnoliopsida, Poales, Poaceae. The coding region runs from base 745 to 1983 and encodes 412 amino acids.